This is a messenger RNA of Anopheles stephensi (Asian malaria mosquito), 723 nucleotides long. RefSeq names its product cuticle protein 16.5-like. Bases 99 to 479 code for a protein of 126 amino acids. The record is from RefSeq and is a predicted model, not a curated record. NCBI's taxonomy places the organism in Eukaryota, Metazoa, Arthropoda, Insecta, Diptera, Culicidae. The transcript has 2 exons.
UCAGUCCGUGUCGUUCUAGCUAUACACUACUUCACUACACUCGUGUGAACCUCUUCCGAGCUUUAUUCUAAUUCCCACACUCUAUCUCUCCAUCCACCAUGAAGACUCUGAUUUUCCUAGGACUCAUCGCCAUCGUUCGGGCCGCUCCGGGAUACUAUGGUGAUCAUGGGCUCUCCUACGUAGCUGCCGCUCCCGCUCCGAUCGUGAAGUACGCCGCACCGGCCGUAUCCGUCGUGCAUGCCGCUCCUGCUCCCGUGCUGAAGUACGCCGUUGCUCCAGCUCCGAUCGUGAAGGCAGUUGCACCGGCCGCCACCAGCUACGCCACCAUCCAUCAGGUUCACGCUCCCGUCGUACAUGCCGCUCCGGUGGUGAAGUAUGCCGCACCUGCACCCGUAGUUUCGUACGUCCACUCGGCACCGGUCGUUGCUCAUGCACCGGCUCCACUGCUCAAGUACGCACCGGCCUACCAUGGAUGGUAAGGUGACAGCUUCGGGAUGGACCAAGCGAGCAGCAUUCCCAACUGGACUGGUGGCAAUUUUAAUGACCGGACUGUACGACGGACAGAACCAAGGCACAGUCUUCAGAACCAAGGUGGAUCUUCUUUCCAAUGUACGUUUCCGCUCAAAAUCUUGCAUUUAAUUCAAGUCGUGUGUGUUCAGGUUCUUGUUUUGUUUUUUAUUAUUUUUGUUUUGUUUAUAAUAAACAACCAAAGCAUACCAGCUA